Messenger RNA from Trypanosoma cruzi, 771 nucleotides. Its product is annotated as exosome component CSL4, putative. Lineage: Eukaryota; Euglenozoa; Kinetoplastea; Trypanosomatida; Trypanosomatidae. Gene Ontology annotation, biological process: RNA processing. Gene Ontology annotation, cellular component: cytoplasm; nuclear exosome (RNase complex). The transcript has a single exon. The coding region runs from base 1 to 771 and encodes 256 amino acids. The record is from RefSeq and is a predicted model, not a curated record.
AUGACGGUGGCGGUGUGCACGGGGAGGCGUGUGGUCCCUGGCGAUGUUGUUUACUCCGGCAGUGCGAGUUGCGGCGAGUGGGACCGUGUGGCGGCCGGCGAAGGCUGCUGCACCCGAAUUGUGGCCGGUGAUUCUUCCGUGGAUUCGGCGGAGGUGCGGCAAAUCAUAGCGACGCGGCUGGGCACCGUGCAGUGGAGCGAGAGCACCGUGUCUGUCCAACGGGCUCCCAAGCGCAGACACGAGUCCGCCCACGUCGCGUUGAUUUCGAACGACCCAAACGACGUCGACUCACCCUCCGCCCUGGCGAGGUCGACCGCAGUCUUUGGCCCGCGGCUGGGGGACACCGUCUACAUGCGUGUGGUGCGCGUCUCGCGUGCCUUUGCGUACGGUGAGAUCAUCGCUGUCAAUGGCGUGUGGUGCAGCAACAGCAGCGUGAGCGUUGGACUGGCGGGGUCGUUCCGCGGCGUGGUGCGUGUUGAGGAUAUCCGCCCCUUCAAACCAACGAAGGAUCAGUUGACGCCGCCACCGCCCGCCGCGGCCUUUCAUGCCGGUGAUGUCGUCAUGGCGACGGUGCUGUCGCAGUCGGACGUGCGGCAGUAUCAGCUAAGCACGAUGCACGAGCACUGCGGUGUGGUGGAGGCUUCCGUCGUGAUGGAUCGCGUGCGGGUGAAGCUGCAGCACAUUCCUGGACGCCGCGACGCAAUGCGGAACCCGACUGACGGAACGGUCCACUACCGCUGGUGCCCGUUGAUCCAUCCCGCAGCGAAUUGA